AUGUUCCUCGACAUCGGAUUCAAGCUACCAAAAGGCACCAUUUUCGUCGACAUGAUCAAGGUACUAGAGUACCAGUCUAGAUUUCGAGACAUGCCUCUAAAAGUCAAACGCUACAUCAACAGUUGCCUGGAAGUUGAAAUGCGCGACGGGAUACGCUUUGAAGAGAGACUAGAUGCAAGCGACAGUGGCGCACUUGCGUCCGACUUCGAUAAACACGCGCCAAAAUAUGGCCAAACCAACGAGUGGCGUGAGAUCAUCCGUAAGAAAGAAGAUCUAUCGGCUGGCAUCUUGUUGAAGAUUCUUGGGCCCGAGGCUGAAGCCCACCGGCGGCAGAUCAGAAAGAUGGAGAAGAUACUCACACUAGAGAGGGAUGCGCGCUGGGAAAUUGACGAGGCAAAAGAGGACUACCAGAAGCAGCUUGCUAUGCUACGCCAACAGACGAUUGAGUAG
Alternaria ethzedia is the source of this 450-nucleotide messenger RNA. RefSeq lists its product as uncharacterized. The coding region runs from base 1 to 450 and encodes 149 amino acids. The transcript is spliced from 2 exons. NCBI's taxonomy places the organism in Eukaryota, Fungi, Ascomycota, Dothideomycetes, Pleosporales, Pleosporaceae. The record is from RefSeq and is a predicted model, not a curated record.